AUGUUACCCUUACCAUUUUUCCCUCCCCUGCGCCCCUCCCCUCCGCUCAUCUGUUUACAUUGCACCACUCUCCCCGUCCUUGUCAGCUCUCUUCCACCUCGCCCAUCUCCCCAAGCCUGUUCUCCUCCGAACCCUCUUCUCUGCCCUUCCCCACCUCCACCCUUCUCUCUCCCCACCUUCCCCUUAACCCCUCUCCACUCUCCUCCCCACCUUCCCCUUAACCCCUCUCCACUCUCCUCCCCACCUUCCCCCUUAACCCGUCUCCACUCUCCUCCCGACCUUUUCCCCCCACCCCCUCUUCCCCCCCCUCCCCAGCUGAUGAACGCGAACGGCAUAGUGGCGCUGCCAGUGGCGGCACCGCCGGGGAAGUGGCUGGGGGUGGGCGGGCGGGGCGAGUCAUAUGAAGUGGCGAGCAUGGCAGACGUGGCAAUGCAUCUAGUGAGGGAGGCAGCGAGGCCAGCAGCGCUCUGA
Closterium sp. Naga37s-1 is the source of this 471-nucleotide messenger RNA. Lineage: Eukaryota; Viridiplantae; Streptophyta; Zygnematophyceae; Desmidiales; Closteriaceae. The record is from the annotation of a GenBank genome assembly.